This is a messenger RNA of Oryza brachyantha (malo sina), 1258 nucleotides long. Its product is annotated as NDR1/HIN1-like protein 13. The transcript has a single exon. The record is from RefSeq and is a predicted model, not a curated record. Gene Ontology annotation, cellular component: plasma membrane. Lineage: Eukaryota; Viridiplantae; Streptophyta; Magnoliopsida; Poales; Poaceae. The coding region runs from base 31 to 969 and encodes 312 amino acids.
UCGGACGCGCGCCUCGAGGAGGAGCAGCCUAUGGUGCCGCACGGCCGCGUGCACCCGGCGGCGGCGACGAGCAGCUCCGACUUCUCCGGCGAGAUGAACCAGUCCGCGGCCUCCUCCGACCCCUCCUCCAGCCCGCUCUACAGCUUCCACUUCGAGAAGCCCGUCCCGCCGACGGCGCAGCCGCCUCCCUCGGACGCGCUGCGGUAUCAUCAGCAGCAGCCGCCGCCGGCGGCCGGCACGUACGUGGUGCAGAUGCCCAAGGACAAGGUCUUCCGCGUGCCGCCGCCGGAGAACGCGCGCCUCUUCCAGCACUACAGCCGCCGCGCCAAGCGCCGCGCCAGCUGCUCCUGCGUCCGCGUCUGCUCGUGGCUCCUCCUCGCGCUGCUGGUCCUCGCCGUCGUGCUCGCGGUCCUCGCCGCGGUCGUCUACCUCGUGUUCAAGCCUAGGCAGCCGGACUACACGCUCCAGUCCCUCGCCGUGUCCGGCCUCGUCGGCAUUCUCGGGAACGCCUCCUCCUCCUCCUCCUCCACUGCCCCCGUCACGUUCUCGCCGGAGUUCGACGCCACCAUCCGCGCCGACAACCCGAAUGACAAGAUCGGCGUGCACUACGAGGGCGACGGGAGCCACGUCGCCGUGUCGUACGGCGGCGUGAGGCUCGCCGACGGCGCGUGGCCGGCGUUCUACCAGGGCCCCAAGAACGUGACGGUGUUCGUGGCGACGGCGAAGGGGUCCGGGAUACGGUUCUCGGAGCGCUUCCUCAGGGAGAUCGCCGCGGAUGGCCGGCUCCGGUCGGUGCCGUUCGACGUGGACAUCAAGUUGCCCGUGCGCCUGCAGCUCGGCGGGGUGAAGACGUGGGCCGUGCCGGUGAGUGUGCGGUGCACGGUGGCGGUGGACAGGCUCGCCGCCGACGCCAAGGUGGUGUCCAAGUCGUGUAACGUCAAGGUGCGGUUCCUCUUCUGGAAGAACUGAGGAAGCAAGAAAUGGAGAUUAGCAGAGCAUGCAGUUCUUGGCACCAAUGGAUUCUUGCUGUGAAUGCUUCCAUGAUGUUUUUACUGUAAUCAUCUUCUGUUCGUGGGUUUGAUCGAGUAAUGUUGAUCACAUCCUUCUGCGAAAAUCGUGUUGCAGUUGAGGUGUUCCUAUGUGUGUUAUUUACAACUGAAAAGGAAAACAGUUUUGGUCUUUUUGGACACUUGGCGUCACUUCAUCUGCAUGAGCAAUGCUGCUUAAAGCGGAUUCUGCAUAAUUUAUAUUUCAACUC